GCUUUUCUAAAAAUGUUGUAUGCUAAUCUGUCUCAGACCAACAUCACUGCUGAGCUGCAGUAUCAGGGGUUACUGGGAUUAGUGUUGUUUUCUGCUCCAGUUAUGGUUCCAUGCUGUGUGUUUCUCUUCAUUAAUGGGACCAUGUUAUUCAGCCUGAGGAGUAAACCAGUGUUUCGUGAAACCUCCCGUUACAUUCUCCUGUAUAACCUCCUGUUUGCUGACACUGUGCAGCUGGUACACAGUCAGGUCCUGUAUAUACUGGCUGCCUGUAGAAUAAUGCUAACCUAUCCUGUGUGUGGUGUUCUCACCAUGAUCGCUAAUCUCACAACUGUGAUCUCUCCUCUGACCCUGGUGGUGAUGUCUCUGGAGAGAUAUGUAGCUGUGUGCUACCCACUGAGGCACGCUACCAUCAUCACCAUCAGAAACACAGGGGUGGCUAUCACUGUAGUUUGGGCCUUCAGUUCACUAAAUGUCCUCACUCGAGUUCUUCUGUUGUUAAAUUUUCCGUUUGAAGAGCUGCAGAGCCUGCAGAUGAAGGACUUCUGCUCUGACACAGCCAUGAUACUCGGGCCAGGGUCUGAUCAUUAUGGCAAAGCUUACACUUACUUCCUGUUUGUAUCAGCGAGUGUUGUGAUCACUUCCUCCUACAUUGGUGUGAUGGUAGCAGCCAGGUCAGCCUCCACAGACAAAGCUUCGGCUCGUAAGGCUCGUCACACACUGCUGCUGCACCUGCUGCAGCUGGUCCUCAGUCUGCUCUCAACCGUACACAACCCACUGCUCUUCUCUAUUUCCAAAACUCAAGACAGGGUCACGAUCGUACGUAUCCAGAUAGUUCUUUAUCUGUGUAUUAUCAUCCUCCCCAGAUGCCUGAGCGCUCUGAUUUAUGGUCUUAGAGACCAGACCAUCAGACCCGCUCUCAUGUACCAUCUCUGCUGUCGGUGGAGACGCUCGUCUUUCCUGUCGGACGUCCCAGCCAAGGAUAAAGUUGGCAUAUUUGUGACUUAA
This is a messenger RNA of Toxotes jaculatrix (banded archerfish), 1005 nucleotides long. RefSeq names its product odorant receptor 131-2-like. The transcript has a single exon. Gene Ontology annotation, molecular function: G protein-coupled receptor activity. Gene Ontology annotation, cellular component: membrane. The record is from RefSeq and is a predicted model, not a curated record. NCBI's taxonomy places the organism in Eukaryota, Metazoa, Chordata, Actinopteri, Toxotidae. Bases 13 to 1005 code for a protein of 330 amino acids. Gene Ontology annotation, biological process: G protein-coupled receptor signaling pathway.